CGCUCCCCCGCAGCACCCCCGGGACAGCGGCGCCCCGUCGGCCCCGCAGCAGCACCCGGGCCUCCCUCCCCGCCGCCCGGCCCGGGCUCUCCUGCCGAGGCCGCCUCAUGGGGAAUAAAUAAAUUCAUAACCCCGCUCACCCCCGCGGCAGCGAGAGAAGCCGGCGGCGGCCGCGGGAUUAGAUCCAGCCCGAGCUAGAGACCAGCCUAAUUGGAGAAGAGGCAGAGACUAGAAAUGCCACCAGCAAUAGGAGCACCACAGUACCCACCUCCAGAUGGAGGUUGGGGGUGGGUUGUGGUUUUUGGGGCCUUUAUUUCCAUUGGAUUCUCCUAUGCAUUCCCCAAAGCCAUCACAGUAUUCUUCAAGGAAAUACAGGAAAUCUUCCAUACAUCAUACAGUGAGAUAGCUUGGAUAUCAUCAAUAAUGUUGGCUGUCAUGUACGCAGGAGGUCCCAUAAGCAGCAUUCUGGUGAAUAAAUAUGGUAGCCGACCAGUGAUGAUAGCAGGGGGUAUUCUGUGUUCAUUUGGCAUGAUUGCUUCCUCUUUCUGCAAUAGCGUUCUGGAACUUUAUAUAUGUAUUGGUGUUGUUGGAGGUCUGGGUUUGGCAUUCAAUUUACAGCCUGCCUUAACAAUGAUUGGCAAGUAUUUCUAUAAGAAGCGUCCUAUUGCUAAUGGAUUGGCCAUGGCUGGAAGUCCAGUGUUUCUGAGCACAUUGGCACCUCUCAAUCAAUUUCUCUUUAAUGCAUUUGGUUGGAAAGGAAGCUUUCUCAUUCUGGGAGGACUACUUUUGAACUGCUGUGUGGCUGGGUCACUUAUGAGGCCUGUUGGACCAAAACCAGUCCCUCCUGUGAAAAAAGAUGUUGAAAAAGGCUCAGGAGAUUCUAGCCUGCACAAAAACAACAAGAAGUCUUUUUGGCAAACUAUUAAUAAAUACCUAGACCUAUCCCUCUUCAAACACAGAGGGUUUCUGAUCUAUUUGUCAGGAAAUGUUAUUAUGUUUAUUGGUUUCUUUGCUCCAAUAGUUUUCUUGGCUCCUUAUGCCAAACACAAGGGAAUUGAUGAAUAUUCUGCUGCUUUUUUGCUAUCCAUCUUGGCCUUUGUAGAUAUGUUUGCUAGGCCUUCAAUGGGACUUGUAGCAAACUCUAAAUUUAUCCGGCCAAAGAUCCAGUACUUUUUUAGUUUUGCUGUCUUCUACAAUGGAGUCUGUCAUAUCUUGUGCCCUCUGGCAACAAAUUACACUGGCUUGGUGAUAUAUGCUGUGUUUUUUGGGUUUGCGUUUGGAAUGGUUAGCAGUGUACUUUUUGAGACUCUGAUGGACCUUGUUGGUGCUGCCAGAUUUUCCAGUGCAGUUGGACUGGUCACCAUUGUGGAAUGCUGCCCUGUGCUCAUAGGCCCUCCUCUAGGAGGUUGGUUAGUGGAUGUUACUGGUGAAUAUCAAUACAUGUAUUUUGUCUGUGGAGUAAUUGUGAUUGUGGCCAGCAUCUGGUUGUUCAUUGGCAAUGCCAUUAACUACAGGCUUUUGGCAAAAGAAAAGAAGUUAGAAGAUGAGAAACAGAAAGCACAGAAGAACACUGACUUGAAGGAGGCAGAACCACUAACAAACAACGAGAAUGAAGAUGCUGCUAGCAGAGCUGACAAAACUCUUGAAGAUCCUUCAGAAAGAGAAACCAAUAUUUAAUCUGCUAUGUAGCCCAGAAGACAACACUUAUAACUUCCAUUAGAAAUAUGCCUUCAAGACACAAGCCAGGUUUUGUGUUAAUAAUGAUCAGUUACAAUAUUGGAUGGGAACAGAUUUUUGCCCUAUGUCAAGACUCUGAGUUAAAUUACAAUCUACAGUUUAUUUAUUUCACUGAUACAAAAUUGAAGUUACAGAGGUAGUGGUUCUAUACAAUAAGCCCAUCCAACUAUGACUCUGGACAGUGAAGAGUCAAGAAUACUAGGUGUAAAGCCUUCACAUGACAAAGUUUUGUUUCAAAAAUACAUCUAAUGCAAAAGCAUCUGUUACUGUUAUAUGGGAAGAUAUUUUGUGUUCUUUAAUAGAGUACUCUUAAAGUCUGUUAAAUUAAUGUGCCCAAACUGUAUUUACUACUAAUAUCAAAAAACAAUACGAGCUCUAGGGUUUGUUUCAAAAUUACCUGAAAGAAGCACAAUGAAACCUUUUUUCUCAUUUGUAUGCCCACUAGAUCAAAAUUAUAUCUGUAAACAAUUACAAUAGGAAUGUAGAAGUUAAGGUUGGAAGACAAACAAUUGGUGGGCACAGUUUAUAAAAUGCAAUAAACAGCAGAGGUUGUUUCCUCCUGUAAUAGGUGGCUAUGUUGUACUUCAACAGAUAUAUUUGAACACAAGUACAUUCAGACCUCACUACUUCAAAAUAAGCUAAAUGAAAAUAUUUUAAACUAGAAUUUAUACUGCUAACAAGAGUGGAAAUCAGUUUGUUCACUUGCUUGAUGGCAAUGAAAUUGGUGUGGAUGCUUGAGUUAAUUGGCAAGUCAUUAACUGGUUGAUGACAAGAUGUAAGGUCUAACUUCAGGUCCUUGAGGGCAGGUAACUUCAUACCAGUUCUCAUCUCCCCUUGCCAUGUAUUUAGUGAAAAGCUACUUCUAUUUCAUGUUAUUGGUUUAAUCAAAAAUGCUGCAAAGUACAUUGUCAGUACAAGUCUGGGAGCUUUGUUGUAGCAUAUCUUUUUUUUUUUUUUUUUUUUUUUGUGCAGGAUAUUUGGUCUUGUUUCACAUAGAUGCAUCAAUUGAAAUAUACACAAUUGUUCCUCUUCCUUUAGGUAAAAAUAAAAUAAAAUAAAAUAAAAAUUAAUAAUAAAAAAGAAAGAUUUAGCAUUGCACUUAAAAUUGAAAAGUGCAAGGUUCUGAAGGUUUUAGAUGAAAAUAUUUCUGUUCUAUUCAUAGUUGAGGAAGGGUGCUCUUCAUUUUGCAGAGUGUCAUACAUAUGCCACAGAAGUUGUGAAAAUUAAGGGUCUGAUUCAUAGAACAUUUAUACAUGUACAUUCAAUUCAGGAAAAAGUAUGUUAUUUUUCUUUAGUCCUCAAAUACAUAUCAUAUAGCUGUAAAUAUGCUGGACAGAUAGAUAUGUUAAACACAAUUUGAAGUGCCAAUAACAGAAGAAAUACAAUAACAAAAACUAGCAAGUGUAAAUGCCAGUUUCUUAAGAACAGCAUUCAAUUUGAUGAUUUUCAGUAUUUAAAAAAAGAAAAGAAAAAAAAAAAAGAUAUUGCCUCUGUCUUGCAGGAUUAUCAUCUUAUUUGCUAUGAACUUCUGCAGUAAUGCUGAACUUUUCAUUAUCUCAGCAGUGUUUUGGAGAAGAAACAUCAUGACUCCACUAGCAAGAUGGUACAAAAAUUUGCGUCUUCUUUUUACCUAAUUAUGUGCAGGAAAUCCAGACAGCAUCUACAAGUCCUGUAGGUACUUCAGCAAUAAAAUAAUGUGUAUUUCAGAGUUUUAGAAGAAAAUAUGGGUUAUCUGUUCAGAUUUGAGCAAUGAACUGUUUUUAAAGGAAAGUGAUACAAUCCCCAUAAAGUUGCAGUUCAGAGAAAUAAAUACAUUAUACCUUCUUUCAAAAUGUAAUCCAGACAACACCCUAUGAGAUAAAAGCAUUGCUCUGGUUAUGACAUAUGGACAUACAGGGGAAGUUCCAGGAUCCAGUCUGAAAAUGCCCCACAUGUCCUGAGAUGUGGAGUUUCAUAAAUGGCAAGCUGUCAUACAGUAAGGAAUAUCAGUAAUAAAGCUGGACUACAAAGGAUGAACUGAAACCCCAGCUAAAGAGUAGACAUCAGGAACAUCAUUUUGCUCUUGACAGCAAGUGUCAAAGGCAGAGAUUAUUUGAAAAGAGUUGAGUGCAGAGGGAGAACAAAAAUGACUGAGGCAAAAAUGUGUGUGUUUAUUAUCUGCAAAACAAGCAAACAAACAAACAGAAACCCAAUAAAACAAAAUGGAAA
Messenger RNA from Phasianus colchicus (ring-necked pheasant), 3945 nucleotides. RefSeq names its product solute carrier family 16 member 7 (gene SLC16A7). Gene Ontology annotation, molecular function: lactate transmembrane transporter activity. NCBI's taxonomy places the organism in Eukaryota, Metazoa, Chordata, Aves, Galliformes, Phasianidae. Gene Ontology annotation, biological process: plasma membrane lactate transport. Gene Ontology annotation, cellular component: basolateral plasma membrane. The record is from RefSeq and is a predicted model, not a curated record.